GUAAACUCUGCAUCUUAACACUUCUUCCCAAAAGAAACCAAUCAAGCAAUGGAGAGGCUAAACUCGAAGCUGUAUGUGGAGAACUGUUACAUAAUGAUGGAGAAUGAGAGGCUAAGGAAGGAAGCUGAGCGUCUGAACCAAGAAAAUCAACAGCUUCUUCUUCAAAUAAAACAGAAAAGCUCCGAGACUGAGAAGAACCCUGAUGGAUCAAACAAUGACAACAAAGGCUCUUCAUCAAGCUCUGCUUCUGGACAAAACUGAAUUAUAAUUAAGAAAUGCCAGAGCAAAGAUCUGGUAUUGGAAGAAAAAAAGACUAAACCGUAUGUAUUUUUUCUUUGGUUAUUUGGUGUUAAUGUAGGGAAGAUAGUAGUAGUAUCCAGUAGUUUGUUAAUGAAAGAAGAUUCUCUUCUAUUACAAGAAGACAGUGUCUGUUGUAGUCUUCUCAGUCAUAUUUUACUUUGUUUUUCUAUUUUCG
Molecule: messenger RNA, 475 nt
Organism: Eruca vesicaria subsp. sativa (arugula)
Lineage: Eukaryota; Viridiplantae; Streptophyta; Magnoliopsida; Brassicales; Brassicaceae
Source: the annotation of a GenBank genome assembly